CCGAAACCCUCGCGCGCGCCGACCGCAGGCCAUGGAGGACGACCGGCAGGGGCCACCGGGCGACGGCGCCGAAGAUCUCGAUCUCGACCUCGACCUCAUCAGCCGCCUCCCGGACGAGCUGCUCGGCACCGUCGUCUCGCUCCUCCCCACCAAGGACGGCGCGCGCACGCAGUUACUCUCCCGCCGCUGGCGCCCGCUCUGGCGCUCCUCCAUGGCGCCGCUCAACCUCAUCGCCGACUACCACCUCUCCGAAAAGGACUCGCGCGCGGCGCUGGUCUCCAGGAUCCUCGCCGAUCCCCCCGGCCCGGCCCGCCGCUUCUCAAUCCAGCUCAUGUUCCUGCCGGAGAGCUUCGACGAGGUCGACGGCUGGUUCCGGUCCGGGACCCUCGCCGGCCUCCACCAGCUCGAGGCCACCAACCUGCGGAAUAGCUACUACCCGCUGCCGCAGCACGCCCUGGUCCGCUUCGCGCCGACGCUGCGCGUGCUCAGCCUCGGCGGUUGCCGGUUCCCUGACCUUGCCCGGCCACCGAGCUUCCCGCACCUCAAUCAGCUCAUCCUAUACGAUGUCGGCAUCUCGGAGAGCUCUCUGCAAAGUGUGAUCUCGGGCUGCCUUGUUCUGCAAAGCGUCUCGCUGCACAACAUGGGCUUUGGUCGCUUUUGCAUCAGGUCGCCCACCCUCCGGAGCAUCGGCUUCUAUGCUCCUCGCACACAAGGCGUCACCACUUUCCAGGAGCUGGUAAUCGAGGAUGCCCCUUGCCUUGAUAGAUUGCUGCCAAUUUAUCCAGAUGAUGGCCCCGCGACUAUACGAGUGAUUCGGGCUCCUAAACUGCAGAUAUUGGGUUUUUUGUCGGAAGGCAUAUCCACACUCCAAUUUGGAACGACAGUAUUUCAGAAAAUGUUUGCUGUCAGCUUGACAACCAAGAUGUACACAAUGAAGAUUUUGGCUCUUGACUCAAUUGGCCCUAAUCUGGAUGCAGUUAUUGAUUUUCUCAAGUGCUUCCCCUGCUUGGAGAAGCUCCAUGUCAUUUCGCAUCCCCAAAAGGCUAUGAAUAAUGUGCGGAAGUUUGACCCACUCGAGCAAAUUGAAUGCCUUGAACUCCAUCUAAAAAAAGUGGUGUUGAAGAAUUACAAUGCUGACAAGAGUCCAUCAGUCGACUUUGCAAACUUCUUUAUUUUGAAUGCCAAAGUGCUGGAGGAAAUGGAAAUCGGAGUUCUUGACGACGGCAGCUACAGAUGUAUGUGUGACAAAUGGAUGCGUGAUCAACAUAGGCCGCUUCAGUUGGAUAACAGAGCUUCUCAAAAUGCUCGAAUUGAACUAAAAAGGGAUGGAAAGGCGAUCCCAGCAAACCACGGGCAUACCCAUGAUUUGUCAAUGGCUGAUCCCUUUGACAAGUCCUCGUGUGGAUGUGGUAAGUGUGUUAGAUAUAGUUAGCCUUUUUGAUGCUGGCGUCACCCUCUCUGUCCAAAGCAAUGGUAUUAUGUGGCUCCCUUGUUCUUCAGUCUAUAUAAUGGUUCUUGUGAAGCUCUGCAAAAUGGUCUUCUACUCGAUUCAACAAUGCAGUGCUUUGUAACUCACUGUGGGGGAAAACAGGACUGAGGAGGUGGUGCCUGACCCAGCCAGAAUGUUGCUAGUAUUGUGUCUUCUGUUUGGUUAAUACUCAUUGUUUCUCUCCUAUUCUAUGUCGGGUCGUUACUGGGAGCACCUGCUGGCUGUAGCUAAUUUAUCUGUGUAUCUACUCUUGCUUUAAUAAAGAACACACCCUUGUAUUUUUUGUCUAGAAACCUUGUAACUUUUGUCUAGAAAUAUGCAGUACAGAGUUUAUUUCAUUGGAUGCAAUUUAUU
Molecule: messenger RNA, 1843 nt
Organism: Triticum urartu
Lineage: Eukaryota; Viridiplantae; Streptophyta; Magnoliopsida; Poales; Poaceae
Product: F-box/FBD/LRR-repeat protein At3g26920-like
Molecular function (GO): protein binding
Source: RefSeq, a predicted model, not a curated record